This is a messenger RNA of Diaporthe amygdali, 792 nucleotides long. RefSeq lists its product as uncharacterized. The transcript has 3 exons. NCBI's taxonomy places the organism in Eukaryota, Fungi, Ascomycota, Sordariomycetes, Diaporthales, Diaporthaceae. The coding region runs from base 1 to 792 and encodes 263 amino acids. The record is from RefSeq and is a predicted model, not a curated record.
AUGGUAGCAACGCGCUCCGCCUCUCGUGCCCUCACUCCAGGCCUCGACAUGGAUGCCCCCGACCUAAGAGUCUCUCCACGCAAGCAACGAGCACCGAGGCCCGCUCCUCCGGCCGGAUGGUCCCACGCCCCAACAACCACCACCCUUAUCUGGCUGUUCGUGUCCCUGCCACUCGUAAUAUGGGACACCGGCUACGUCCUAGGGCGCCCCGCGACAAUGCCCGGAGGAUGGGCACACGCACCAUUCUGGACUCCUUAUGCCUUGUACGGCGAGGUUGAUCAUAUGUACGGCUUCAAGCAGUUCAACCUAGGCAAUGGCUUCACCGCGGCCCAAGGCACACUGAACGUCAUCGAGACCGUUAUGUACAUUGCCUACUUCAUAAUCUGGUAUCGCGCUGCGGGCAGUCUUGGGCUGAGGGAUGCCAAGGAGAGGAGGAGGAUUGCUGGCAAUCAGGCUGGAUUGGCCGUGCUGCUUGGGUUCUCGGCCAGUGUCAUGACAGUCAGCAAGACUGUUUUGUACUGGUUGAAUGAAUACUUCUCCGGCUUUGACAAUAUUGGGCACAACAAGCCUUGGGAUCUUAUUCUUCUAUGGAUCAUUCCAAAUGGUGCCUGGCUCGUCGUUCCCUCCUACAUGAUUUACCAACUUGGCUCCGAGCUGUUCGACGCUGUCAACAUUGCAUCGCGAGCUACGGGCUCUACUAAACCAAUCACCACAUGCUUUGAUUUCUCGUCUCAGCUCUCGGGCUUCCUCACCGCAUGCUGCAACGAUGCCUCAAGCCGAUUCGAACACUGA